Molecule: messenger RNA, 2541 nt
Organism: Penicillium maclennaniae
Lineage: Eukaryota; Fungi; Ascomycota; Eurotiomycetes; Eurotiales; Aspergillaceae
Product: U6 snRNA-associated Sm-like protein LSm4
Exons: 5
Coding region: 1-2541 (846 amino acids)
Biological process (GO): spliceosomal snRNP assembly; P-body assembly; nuclear-transcribed mRNA catabolic process
Cellular component (GO): spliceosomal tri-snRNP complex; U6 snRNP; P-body
Molecular function (GO): protein binding; U6 snRNA binding
Source: RefSeq, a predicted model, not a curated record
AUGUUGCCUCUUGGCCUCCUUACGGCCGCGCAGGGCCACCCGAUGUUGGUGGAGCUUAAGAAUGGAGAGACCCUGAACGGUCACCUCGUGACCUGCGACAACUGGAUGAACCUGAUCUUGCGCGAAGUCGUGCAGACAAGUCCCGAAGGCGACAAGUUCUUCCGCCUUCCUGAAGUCUACAUCCGCGGCAACAACAUCAAAUAUCUCCGAGUCCCCGAAGAAAUCAUCGAGAUUGUGAAGGAGCAGCAAGCCAACCAACCACAGGGCCGACGCGGUGGUCACAGAGACGGUGGGCGCGAACGAGGCCGUGGUGGUGGUCGUGGUCGCGGCGGGCGUGGUCGUGGUGGUGGUGGGCGCGGUGGUUCUGGCAGUCAUGGCGGCCCGGGCGGCAGCUCCGUUGAAGCUCAAGCACUCGACAUGUCGCGGCAAGCGUUGGUCCUUGACGGACUGUGGUUUUCCUUAUGUCCGUCUUUCUCACAGCUGACACUUCGCCGCUCAGCACCUUCAUUAAGGCCGAGGCAAAAAUACUCCAGAACAUGCUCGCCUCCAACUAGUCGCCUCGCCGCGCCGACGCCCACACCGAUUCUGACAUCUAGACGGUACCACAGCAGUCGUACAAAAACAUCUGAACACUCAGGUACUGGCGAUGCUAAUUCAGCCUCGGAGAAUCCACAAGACGCUCCGGCACACCGUUCAUAUCCUCGGCUUCCAUCCAAUACACAUCACGACAUCACGACGGUGAGCGUUGACGAGUUAUCGAAACCUUUGUACGCGGAUGAAGGCAGCCUGGUGACAGAGAGCUCACAAGAUGCUUCGUCGCCGCGUGCGAACCCUCAAUCGCCAUCCAACGGCUCCCACAAAGCGAAACAACGUUCCCGCCCGUUAAGGAAAGAAUAUGGGCAACUAUGGAAAAAAUCGCAAUCCGAUUUAGAAGCCAUUUUGCAGGGCGAAGAAAAUCCCGGAUUUGUAGGAACGAUAGAGGUGUUGAGAUCGUUGAUUCGUGAUCGUCACGUCGAACCAAGGGCUCGCCACUACAAGGCCAUGAUACAAGCGAAUACCGAUAACACUCUUGGGAACGUGAACUCUGUCCACUAUCUUUUGCAAGAGAUGGAGGACAAUGACAUUGCUGCGGACUCUGGUACCCUACACGCCGCUUUACAAGUACCUUUACUAACUUCAUCUUCACCGUAUAGGCUUUUCGCUGUGCACCCGGACUAUCUACUGCGCCAAGAAGUCCUUAAGAAGCUUCGAGAUCGGUGGCUUACUCUGAGCCCCGCUGGAUGGCACUUUGUGGUCGUGGGACUGCUCCGCGACCAUCAGUUCGAACUGGCACUUGAUCAGCUUGCAUUGAUGGAGCGGAAGGAAAUUCCGGUUGAAAAUUGGCUGCACAGCUCGCUCAUUUAUCACUUAUGUGACUUCGAAGAGUUCGACGAGGUGUAUCGCCUGAUGCGCGCUCGAGUGGAGCAGGGCCAUGAUAUGACCACAGCGCUGUGGAAGCAUGUAUUGGAAACAGCUAGCACGGCGGGUCAUUAUCUGACAACUUCUUACGUGUGGAAGCGUAUGGUUGAACUCGAGCAUUUGCAGCCUUCAAAGGAUGCCUGUAGCAAAGUGCUAAAGCUGGCUGAACGCGCCGAGGAUACCGAGCUGGCCAAUUCCGUGUUCCGCUUGAUGGACAAGAAAGGAAUGACGCCCGGUCAAGAAGAUUAUGCGACGCUGAUUAUGUCUAAGUUGGGUGCAGGCGACUUACCUACUGCCUUCGAUGUGCUUUGCGCAAUGCAACAGGAAGGGACCAUUCCCAAUCAGGUUGCCACACGGCCGAUACUUGACUACAUGAUCAAACAUAAGACCGACCACCGCGAAGCGUGGCAGAUUCUCAAGCGUUUGAAGAAUGAAAGACGCGACAUUCCCUUGGCCAGUGUCCAGGUCAUUGCCGAUCUGUGUUGCCACUAUGCCCGUAACGAUCCCUCUGUGGUGGAGGACGCCGUGGGGUUCUACAAAGAGCUCUAUACAUUGUGCCCUGAAGGGGCAAACGUGGAUGUCUACAACUCUCUUAUCAUGAUGUGUCGAACAGCAGGGAGCCGGGCCGCAGGGAUGUUUCUAGUAAAAGAAAUGGCCUCCUUCAACGUCAUCCCCAACGGCACGACAUUCGAGAGCAUUAUCCUGAUGUGUCUGGACGCGGGUAACUAUCUCUCCGCGAGCAUGUACUUUGAAGAUCUCAUCAAACGAGAGGGUUCGGUCACCCGGGAGAGCCAGAGAGAGAUUCGAAAACUCUGUGCACGGUCGGUGGACGAGUACGCGAUGCGGUUGCAGUACCAUCCCAAGAUCCAAGAAACGACCAUGGUCGCCACCGCUGACGAAACGUCCGGUGGAGACCCUACUGGUGAGGCGGGACCCCGCGGCUUUGGGCGUACCAAGCUCGUGCACGAGGCGCGGAUCGCGUAUAACCGGGAUCGACGACGAAGAAAGAGAGCCCGGGCGGCCAUGGAACGCAACGAAAACCAGGAAACCCGCCCGACCGAUGCGCAGGAUGUGUGGAACUAA